This is a messenger RNA of Fomitiporia mediterranea MF3/22, 1254 nucleotides long. RefSeq names its product FabD/lysophospholipase-like protein. NCBI's taxonomy places the organism in Eukaryota, Fungi, Basidiomycota, Agaricomycetes, Hymenochaetales, Hymenochaetaceae. The transcript is spliced from 3 exons. The record is from RefSeq and is a predicted model, not a curated record. The coding region runs from base 1 to 1254 and encodes 417 amino acids. Gene Ontology annotation, cellular component: membrane. Gene Ontology annotation, biological process: arachidonate metabolic process.
AUGUUCUCGAUAGCACACGACGAUCCUGAGAAUUCCCAGUGCCCAGACACAGACGUGAGGUCUCAAGUAUUUGAAUCGCCGAGGCUUCAGACGGUCGAUGACCUCGAACCAUUGCAAACGCCGUCACCAACGAAAAUUUCUUUCCCAGCAAGCUCCUGCGCGGUACCUUUGCUUCCUCCUUAUGCCCCGUCCCCCCUUUCCAUCCCUUCACCAGAUGACGCAAAAGCUAUUCUAACGCUCGAUGGCGGAGGCGUACGGGGUAUUUUUGCUCCUCUAUUUCUACGUGAGCUGCAAAAACACCUUCCGCCUGGAGUCGAUGUUCGCGAGCUUCUCGACCUAGUUGGCGGCACCAGCACGGGGGGUAUUGCUGCCAUGAUGUUUGCGCGGAUGGGUCUUCCACUCGAGAAAGUGAUUGAUACAUACCGUGCCAUGCCGAAGAAGCUGUUUGGAGGUAGGCGGCUGAAGAGCCUGUGGUGGUUGUUUACCAGUUCCCAGCACUCGACAAAGAAGCAAAGAAAGGUAUAUUCGCGCGCCGUUAAGGAAGUCCUCGGAGAUGCGGCUGCACCACUCAAGCCCGCCGCUCAAGAGUCCAAUUGUGCCUUGCAAGUCCCUGUCUUCACGGUGGCCGUCGACGCUGCUGACCUUUCACGGCCUACCGUGUUCUCAUCCUACACGCCUACCUUUCAAGACCGCUCGAAAAGUGCAGACUCUCUUCCAACGUCCGAAGUCCUGGAUGACGUUACAAUCGUAACCGCGGCGCUUGCGACCUCCGCCGCACCGACGUACUUCCAUCCCACGGUACAUGCCGGCCACUCUUAUAUCGACGGUGGGGUGGGAUUUAAUAAUCCAGCAGAACUCGCCCUAAAGCAGCUUACAACGCUCUAUGGGCCGACCGCAUAUGCGAACACUCUCAUCUCUAUCGGAACCGGGAGGCGCAACGAGAACCCGUAUCGUCCAGGGGCUCCACGGACUCGCUCUGGUAUUGCAGGAAUGAUCGAUAUGCUUCGUGCUUUUGCACACAUCAGUACAGAUGCAGAGGCCGUGCAUGCCCGUCUUGAAGAACGGUUUUCCCAAACAGGAGCGUAUUUCAGGUUCAAUCCCGUCGGUCUCGAGGACAUUGUCCUUGACGAUUGGACUGCUGUUGACGAUGCGAUCAAGGCUUCUUUGACGUACCUGGAGCUCUCUGAGACACAGAAACGGAUUGCAGAGCUAGCCGAGCGCCUUCUUCGAGCGCGAAGUUUAGCUCCUGAAUAA